Theobroma cacao (cacao) is the source of this 3065-nucleotide messenger RNA. RefSeq lists its product as uncharacterized. Lineage: Eukaryota; Viridiplantae; Streptophyta; Magnoliopsida; Malvales; Malvaceae. The record is from RefSeq and is a predicted model, not a curated record. Gene Ontology annotation, molecular function: zinc ion binding; protein binding.
UGUUAGUAACUAACAUGUAGCAUGCCACUUCUCCUGAAUUUACCUUUUUACCCUCUUCUCGUCCCACCCUCUCUCUCUCUCCCUCUCUCUGUGAUUUUUGUCUUGAUGGUGAGACCGACGAGAGAGAGUCCCCAAUUGCUUCCAUUUCCAGAAAGCCCCAAUAACUGGGGAUUUGGGGAACCCUAUCCCCCUUCCGCUUAGCUCCAAUUCCUCGCAAUUCAAGCAUCAAGGUUCGAAAUUUGGGGGAAAAAAACUCCAUCUUGGAUUUCUCUUUUCACGUUUUGGACUCAGAGUUUUCAAUGUCAUGGCUUCAAAAAAGAUCAUAGCAAUUUGUCAAUCUGGUGGUGAAUUUGAGACUGACAAGGAUGGCUCGUUGUCAUAUAGAGGUGGGGAUGCUCAUGCAAUAGACAUUGAUGAUCAAAUGAAGUUUAAUGACUUCAGGAUGGAAGUAGCAGAAAUGUUUAAUUGUAACAUUGAAACAAUGUCUAUUAAAUACUUCCUCCCUGGUAAUAAGAAAACUCUAAUUACUGUCUCCAACGAUAAGGAUUUACAGCGGAUGAUAAAAUUUCAUGGGGAUUCUGUCACUGUGGAUGUUUAUAUCAUAAUGGAAGAAAUUGUUGCUCCUGAUGUUUCUAACAUGCCAGCCAGUAGGUCUAGUAGGACAACUUUGUCUGAAGCAGUGCCUCCUCUUGAUCCACCUCUAGAUGUUGUGGACAACAUUGUGGAUGAUACCACUCAACUCAAUCUUCCUCUCGGGGCCUCUCUUGAUGUUGUUGACACCAAUCAUAUCGAUGCACACAUUGAUUUGCCACCUGAGAUUUCUUCUAUUCUUCCUCUUGCUGUUUCUGUCAAUGAGAAGCAUGCUAAAGGUGCUCAGCAGUGGCAGAAUACAAUUACAGGGGUGGGGCAAAGAUUCAGUGGUGUUCAUGAAUUUCGUGAGUCAUUACGUAAAUAUGCCAUUGCACAUCAGUUUGCUUUUAGGUAUAAAAAGAAUGAUAGCCAUCGUGUGACGGUAAAGUGCAAAGCAGAAGGCUGCCCUUGGAGAAUUCAUGCAUCAAGGUUGUCAACCACCCAGCUAAUAUGUAUCAAGAAGAUGAAUCCAACGCAUACUUGUGAAGGGGCUGUUGUGACAACUGGGCAUCAAGCAACUAGGAGUUGGGUAGCUAGUAUAAUUAAGGAGAAGUUGAAAGUUUUCCCAAAUUACAAACCCAAGGAUAUCGUCAAUGACAUUAAACAGGAAUAUGGGAUACAACUGAACUACUUUCAGGCUUGGCGUGGGAAAGAAAUUGCCAAGGAGCAACUUCAAGGUUCGUAUAAGGAGGCAUAUAGUCAAUUACCAUAUUUCUGUGAAAGGAUAAUGGAGACCAAUCCUGGCAGUUUUGCUACGUUCACCACUAAGGAAGAUUCAAGUUUCCAUCGCCUCUUUAUCUCAUUCCAUGCCUCUUUGUGCGGUUUUGUACAAGGUUGCAGGCCUCUCCUUUUUCUUGAUAGCAUACCUUUGAAGUCCAAAUAUCAAGGCACAUUGUUGGCAGCAACUGCUGCAGAUGGGGAUGACAGUGUAUUUCCUGUUGCUUUUUCUGUUGUAGAUGCAGAAACUGAUGAUAACUGGCAUUGGUUUUUGUUACAACUGAAAUCAGCUCUGUCAACAUCUUGUCCUAUAACAUUUAUUGCAGACAGACAGAAGGGUUUAAGGGAAUCUAUCUCUGAGAUUUUCAAGGGUUCAUAUCAUGGUUAUUGUCUGCGCUACUUAACUGAGCAGCUCAUUAGAGACUUGAAAGGGCAGUUUUCCCAUGAGGUGAAACGGCUUAUGAUUGAAGACCUUUAUGCUGCAGCUUUAGCACCUAGACCUGAAGGCUUUCAGAGGAGUAUUGAGAGCAUCAAAAGUAUUUCGCUGGAAGCUUACAAUUGGAUCAUACAAAGUGAACCCCAGAAAUGGGCAAAUUCUUUUUUCCAGGGUGCUAGAUAUAACCAUAUGAUAUCAAACUUUGGGGAACUCUUUUAUAGUUGGGCAUCAGAUGCACAUGAAUUACCUAUAACACAGAUGGUUGAUCUCAUACGGGGAAAGAUUAUGGAGUUAAUUUAUACCCGGAGGGCUGAUUCUGAUCAGUGGUUGACAAGGCUGACUCCAUCCAUGGAGGAAAAGCUGGAAAAAGAGAGCUUGAAUGUCCGUCCCCUUCAAGUGCUACUGACUAGUGGUAGCAUAUUUGAGGUUCGUGGUGAGUCUAUUGAAGUGGUUGACAUGGAUCGUUGGGAUUGCAAUUGUAAAGGUUGGCAACUUACUGGUUUACCAUGCUGCCAUGCUAUUGCUGUUAUCAGUUGCAUUGGACGAAGCCCGUAUGAUUAUUGCUCCAGAUACUUUACAACUGAAAGCUACAGAUUAACCUAUGCUGAGACUGUACAACCUAUUCCAGAUGUGGACAGGGCUCUGCAGAAAGAUUCUUCCCAAGCUUUAGUGACUGUAACUCCUCCACCAACACGUCGUCCACCAGGUCGACCUACCACAAAGAAAGUUGGAUCACAAGAGGUAAUGAAGCGUCAACUCCAGUGUAGUAGAUGCAAGGGUCUUGGGCACAACAAGUCCACAUGCAAAGAGCUCUUGUAGAGGACACUGGAUCAGAUUAAGGAUCAAGUGCAUCAGAUUCUGCACAUCUAACAACUCUUUGGAAGUAGUUGAAAGACACGGUGGGAGCAGUGCUGUUAAUAUUAAUAAUGAGAUCAAUUGUUAGUGAUGUAUCUAAUGGUAGUUAUUCUAUGUCAUUUAUUCUUUAUUAGGUGUACUUCUAACUCCAUUUGGUUCCUAGUGAAAGGUUAUGAUUAAUGACCAUGGCAAUAAUUAGUAUGAAAACAAUGGUUCUUAAAACUAGCUAUUCCUACCUUGUUGAUGUACAUAGGUUGAUAAUUGGAUAAGAUGGCAUCUGGUUUUUUGACACCUGCUUUAUGUAAUGCUGUUACAGUAGAAACAAGCAGCCAAUGUUCAUGAUGGAAAAUCAAAGACUGGGGGUUCAGAGCUGUACACUUGCUUAGAAAUGUAUAUGAAUCUGGGUGGUGGAAUGCUAGUUUAGUUA